Molecule: messenger RNA, 1789 nt
Organism: Durio zibethinus
Lineage: Eukaryota; Viridiplantae; Streptophyta; Magnoliopsida; Malvales; Malvaceae
Product: cytochrome P450 736A117-like
Molecular function (GO): iron ion binding; oxidoreductase activity, acting on paired donors, with incorporation or reduction of molecular oxygen; monooxygenase activity
Source: RefSeq, a predicted model, not a curated record
CUGCUAAGUUCCUGGAAUAAGUUUAACAGAAACCCAGAAGAAAGAUCGUUAUGUCGAGUUUUUUACAAUUUUUAGAGCACCAUGAAAGAUUUUUCAUGUCAGAUGUCUUUUUCUUCUCCGUGAUAGCCAUCCUCUUCGUAGUCUUACUUGAGCGAUUUUUAAGUCGUUCGAAUAAGAAAAGAAAGCUAAUGUUACCACCUUCUCCGCCGAAACUCCCAAUCAUUGGAAACAUUCACAAAAUCGGGUCGUACCCUCAUCGCUCACUCCGGGCCUUAGCUCAACAAUUUGGCCCUCUCAUGUUGCUCCGCUUUGGCAGUGCGCCUGUGCUUGUUGUCUCCUCCGCUGAUGCUGCCCGUGAGAUCAUGAAAACCAAUGAUCUGACAUUCGCAAACAGACCCAAAUCAAGUACCUUUCAAAAGCUUCUCUAUGAUUACAAAGACGUUUCAACGGCACCUUAUGGUGAUUACUGGAGGCAAAUGAAAAGCAUAUGCGUGCUACAUCUUCUAAGUAACAAAAAGGUUCAGUCCUUUCGCGCUGUAAGAGAAGAAGAAACGGUUCUUGCUGUUGAGAAGAUUAAAAAGUGUAGCACAUCUGCUUUGCCAGUGAAUCUAAGUGAACUCUUUUCUACGGUCACAAACAGUGUUGUCUGCAGAGUCGCUUUAGGAAGAAAGUACAGUGAAGGGGAAGAUGGGAACAAGUUUAAGAAGCUUUUGAGCGAGUUCGUGGAGUUGUUGGGUGGCAUAAAUGUUGGGGACUAUAUUCCUUGGCUUGCUUGGAUAAACCAUGUUAAUGGAUUGAAUGGUAAAGUAGAGAAAGUGGCCAAGGAGUUCGAUGCUUUUUUAAGUGGAGUGCUCGAAGAGCAUAUGAUCGACAUAACCAGGAAAGGAAAUGAUGAUAUUGGGAUUCAAGAUGAGGAUGAAAAAGAUUUCGUUGAUGUUUUGCUGGGGAUUCAGAGGGAAAACACGGUUGGCUUUCCCAUAGAGGAAGUGAGCAUUAAGGCUCUUAUCUUGGAUGCGUUUGCAGCUGGAACUCACACUACAUAUACAGUCCUGGAGUGGGCAAUGACAGAACUGUUGAGGCACCCAGAGAUAAUGAAAGAACUACAAAAAGAGGUCAGGAAAGUUGCCUGUGAAAAAUCGGAAAUUUCGGAGGAUGAUCUGGAUAACAUGCACUACUUAAAAGCUGUGAUCAAAGAGACUCUUCGUUUACAUCCUCCGAUUCCAUUGUUAGUUCCAAGAAUAUCAACAGAAGAUGUCAGGAUCAAUGGCUAUGACAUUGAACGAGGAACUCAAGUUAUUAUCAAUGCUUGGGCAAUCGGAAGAGACCCUAUGUCGUGGGAGAAACCAGAAGAAUUUCUUCCAGAGAGGUUCUUGAACAAUUCCCUAGAUUUCAAAGGACAUCAUUUCGAAUUGAUUCCAUUUGGUUCUGGAAGGAGGAUUUGUCCAGGCAUCCUAUUUGCAAUGAAAAUAAAUGAGCUCUUAUUGGCAAAUCUUGUUCACAAGUUUGAUUGGUCAUUGCCUGGUGGAGCAAAACAGAACGAUUUGGACAUGAAUGAAAGCUUUGGCCUUACCAUACACAAAAAAUCUCCUCUAAUUGCUAUUGCAAAUCCAUGUUGUUGCUAGGGGAAAGGCAAUCCUCAAGUUUUUUUCCCAAUGGAUGGUACUCUGUAAUCUUAUUUCUCAAAAUAAGUUAGUUUUAAACUUAAUUUUCAAAAUAAGAUACAUAUAUCCACGUGUAAUCCAUGUGACCAAUAAAUGACACGUCAUAAAAAAAUGCAUAAUUAUGUUUU